Molecule: messenger RNA, 1007 nt
Organism: Zingiber officinale
Lineage: Eukaryota; Viridiplantae; Streptophyta; Magnoliopsida; Zingiberales; Zingiberaceae
Exons: 1
Coding region: 208-558 (116 amino acids)
Source: RefSeq, a predicted model, not a curated record
AAAAAAAACUCUCACAGCAACUUUUUUAUUUUUAUUUUCUUUUUCUGUGAGAAUCACACAGCAUCAAAUUGCACGAUAAGGUAAAGAUAGAGUUGGACGGCUAUCAAUCAACAGUGGCCGGUUUAAAUGCGAGGCAAAUGCUGUAUCCGGUGGCUCUGGGUUGUACCCCGCUAUUAAUAAUGAGAUGGAACAGCCCACGCCGGUCUCAUGAUGCCUCACGCCCGGCGGUCCCCAACGCGCAACGCUUCCUCCACCUCCUACCUGCCCUCCCCGCUCCGCCUCUUUAUAACGAGUCCCUCGAUUUCUCCCGGGCAUUUCAUCAAACAGAAAGCGGGCGGACUGAAACCGAUGGUGGUGUUGUGCUUUCUGGUGGACCAGCGGCGGAGGGUGAGGAGCACCAAGCCGGCGGCGGGGAUCUGCUCGCGGUGCGGGGCGUGCGCGCGGGUGGCGGACAUGGAGACGGCCACGCGCUUCUGCUACGUGCCGGUGCACCGCAAGAGCUGGCGGGCGAUUAUCUGCACCUUCUGCGGCGCCCUCCUCAGAUCGUACUACAACUAAAUUAUCCAGAGCUUGUUUCAUUGCCUUCUGAAUUAUGUACAAUACUAACCUGGAAAUACACUAUUCUUCGGCGCCGUCGAAUCAAUUACUCCUGAGCGUUAACACGCCGUUUCGACAAUUUUUUUUUUUAUCGGAAAAUAAGAAAAGCUCCAGAGGAGACUGGCCAGAUUCUGUUCUGUCGUGGGCGUGAACUGUGAAGCGCUGGCGUCGGGUACGGCGACGGCAGAGUUGCGAGUUUUGACAUGGCAGGGACGGAGUGCGAGUCGAGGUAGGUGUGCACAUAAGGCGCAUCCUACACGUGAGCGUCAAACUGCAUGGUAACGGACUAACGGGAGCCACACGCGAGGAUUCCAGCGCGGACACCAAAAAUUCAUCUUUUGCUUUGAUACCGUUAUUCCUGUCAGUUAAUUACUGGUGACUUAACCGUUAGCUAUAAAUUUUCUUUACAC